Molecule: messenger RNA, 1170 nt
Organism: Symbiodinium sp. CCMP2592
Lineage: Eukaryota; Dinophyceae; Suessiales; Symbiodiniaceae
Source: the annotation of a GenBank genome assembly
AUGUACCAUACCUUUCUGGAUGCCAAGAUCUCCGUACAGCUGUUCUUUUUCUUGGUGCUCUACGUGGUGCUUUUCUGGCUCUAUGCUUUCAUUUACCUGUUCAUCAGCAAGCCUUGCGGCCUAGAACUGGAGGGGCAUCUGAUCAAGGCGUAUCUUCUGUCGCUGGAGACCAUGCUGACAAUCGGCUAUGGUAUUCCGGACCCGUACAUGAAGGGCUGCUGGCAGGGUCCUUUUGUGCUCACGUCACAGCUGCUUCUGAACUUAAUCAUUAGCGCCUUGCUCAUUGGCGUCAUCUUCCAGGGAAUCGCACGGCCGCAGUCGAGGGCUUGCACCAUUCUCUGCAGUGACAAGGCAAUCAUUCGAUGCAUCGAUGGAGCAUACUACUUCAUGUUCCGAGUAUGCGACUUGCGGUCGCAGCAUGCGCUGGUGGAGCCGCACAUCCGCUGCUACUGCGUGGAGCAGAGUGACAUCCGAGGUUUUGAGACCACACAGAUGCGAUUGCUGCAGCCGGACGACGAGCUUGGGGCCACACUGCUGCUUUCGAUGCCGAGUAUUGUGGUCCACCGGAUAGAUGCCUGGAGUCCUUUGGCGCCCCAUCGACCGAGCGGCGAGAAGCCAAGCCAGCCGAAGGUGUUGCGGGAAAGGUCCGGAACCAUGGCGGCUUCGCUUGGAGUCCCGGAGCGGCCCAGCUGGGGCAGGCAGGUCAGCGAAGGAGGCGUUCCCCUUCCGAGGCCUGGACAGCCGGAGAGAAGAGCGGACACCAAAGGACUGAGGUCCGCCAGCAGUGGAGACUUCACCAACAUGUUUCAGAGCGCGACGAAACCUCGGGAGCGUGGUGCUGGCUUCGAGGAAAACCUCCGCAUCCGGCGAUGGCCGUGGCCCCGGCAGCGGCAGGCAAACAGCGAGGUCGGCAACGGGGACAGCUGUGCUUGCCCCACUUGCGGCGAGACCUUCCCGACUGCUGAGACGCUGAAGCGGCACUGCCGCUACAAUGCUGCGCAAGACGAGAUCAGCCAGCUUCCUGAAAAGGCACCGGGCCGGGCCGGUCAUUCGGGGCAGAUGUGGGAGUGCAGAGUGCUGAGACAGUCAGAGACCACUUGGCAGUCCGAAGGCUCAGGGCUUUGUCGGUGUAGCUGCGUCGUGCCUAGGCUGUGUGGGCCAGCAUGCUGA